AUGUUUUUUUUUCUGUCUGUCCCAUCUCUCGCGCUUGUCUCUUUAUUUCUCAUCGCCUCAUUAUUAAUCAUUUCUUCGUUUAUUUUUUUCUUAUUCUAUCUCUUCUUUCUCCAUUUUGUUUUGUUUUCUUUUUAUCUUACCAUUCUUUUUAUGUUGUCAUUUUUCUUUCUAAUCGUUUCUCUCUUCUGUUCCUCGUCUUGCUUACCAAACAUUUCAUUCACUUUUUCUCAUUUUUUUUAUUUCCUUUUACAAUUAAAUUUUCUUUCCCUUUCACUUCUUUCUUACGAGACCACUUCACAUCUAUUUCUUUUCUUUCUCUUCUUUCUUACACAUUUUCCCGUGCAUGUAUCAUUAUUUCCCUCUCUUUCUUUCUUUCUUUUUCUUUCUUUCUUUCUUUCUUUCUUUCUUUCUUUCUUUCUUUCUUUCUUUCUUUCUUUCUUUCUUUCUGCUAGUUUAUCAUUUUUCUACCUCCUCUUCUUUUCUUUCUUGCCCUUUCUCUUUAUUUUCAUCUUCCCCGUCUCUCAGCAAGCUUCUUUAUUUCAUUUCUUUCUCAUCAGUAAAAAGGGCUUUCAUUAUCCGAGUUUUUAUAGCUUUCUCCUUUCACGAAGCUGCGUUUCUCUGCUUUCUUCACCCCCAUUCCCUAACCUCCCUCCUAUUCUGUUUUCCUUCUUUUUUUUCCUUUCUCCCUUCUUUCACCUGGUGUCUCGCUAUCUCUAUCGACUUCUAUAUUUUUCUUUUAUCAUGUUUCCUUCUUUUUCUCUUUCUGUCACUUUUUUCUUUCUAUUUCUUCACCAUUUACCAUUUAUCUUGAUGUUAUCGUUCAUUUCAUUUGGACACAAUUUCCUCUGUUAUAACAUUCUCUACGUCAUUUUCUUGAUUCCUCCAUUUUUUUUUUUUUUUUUUUUGGUUGCUACUUUCAAUUUGAUACGAAAUUUUACGCUUCCUUUCCUCUUUAUCGACUUCUUUUUUUUUCUUCUUCUUCUUCUUCUUCUUCUUCUUCUUUACAUUGAUUUUCACUUUUCUUCCCAUCCUUUGACUCGUCUUCGCCUUGCCUCAUUUCUUUCUUUCUUUCUUUCUUUCUUUCUUUCUUUCUUUCUUUCUUUCUUUCUUUCUUUGCUUGUUUGCCUGCUUUCUUUUCAUUCGUAUUUUUUUAUUUCAUUAGCACCGACACAUUUUUAA
Molecule: messenger RNA, 1179 nt
Organism: Acanthosepion pharaonis
Lineage: Eukaryota; Metazoa; Mollusca; Cephalopoda; Sepiida; Sepiidae
Source: the annotation of a GenBank genome assembly